CAUGUCCAGACACGAUCAUUGGAUGAAGGAAGCCAUGAACAUGGCAGAAGAAGCUCUGGCGUCAGGAGAAGUCCCUGUCGGUUGUGUUUUUGUUCGAGAUGAAAAAAUAAUUGCAAAGGCUAGAAACCGGACAAACGAGUUGCGCAAUGCGACAAGACAUGCUGAAUUAGAAGCAAUUGACCAGAUAUUAUUGGACAAGGAAUUGACCCCGGAAGUUUCACAAUACCCACUUUCAACGACUACACUGUACGUUACGGUCGAACCAUGCAUAAUGUGUGCAUCAGCGCUUCGUCAGAUGGGGAUACGUGAAGUAUUCUAUGGCUGUGGAAACGAGCGAUUUGGCGGGUGUGGUAGCGUGCUUGGAGUGAACAAGGAACUUGGUCACCCAGUACAUCCAUCUUACAAUACCACGGGAGGUUUCCGCCGAGAAGAAGCGAUUAUGAUAUUGCGGCGAUUCUAUAUAACAGAGAAUACAAAGGCUCCUGUACCGAAAUCCAAAGCCAAUAGGGUCCUCAAAACUGAGAUUCUUUGAGUAGACGCUGUCCGUCGAGCAAGAGACUCCCCCUGAAAGUUUCUGUUAGGAUGGCGAAGAAUACCUCCACGUUCUGAGACACUGCGGUACGCUGAUACAUGAAAGGACCGGUACUCUCAGAAGACGAGGCGAGCCAACUUAAGGGCCUUCGGAAAGACAGGUAGAGAUCCGUUGACCCCAAUUUGGAGCAUUUUGGUCCCUACUUUUACAGUACACCGCCAAUUGUUGAACAGAUAGCUGACAUAUCUGCUACUUUAUAUAAUCACCAUCUAUCUCCACAUAUGUUCACGAUAUGUAGAGUCACAUGACAAUGCCAUAAAUACUCAGCAC
This is a messenger RNA of Marasmius oreades (fairy-ring Marasmius), 862 nucleotides long. RefSeq lists its product as uncharacterized. The coding region runs from base 2 to 532 and encodes 176 amino acids. Gene Ontology annotation, molecular function: zinc ion binding; tRNA-specific adenosine-34 deaminase activity. The record is from RefSeq and is a predicted model, not a curated record. Gene Ontology annotation, cellular component: cytoplasm; nucleus. NCBI's taxonomy places the organism in Eukaryota, Fungi, Basidiomycota, Agaricomycetes, Agaricales, Marasmiaceae. Gene Ontology annotation, biological process: tRNA wobble adenosine to inosine editing. The transcript is spliced from 5 exons.